AUGAAUGAUCCGCUCCGCCCCGGCCUUCAGCCGAUAUCCCAUCUCAAGGCUGGGCCGACAACAUCCAGCUCCAGAUCCACCGCGCUGCCUUCCCCGACGACGCUUCAGCCUCCUUCGCGUCCAUCCUCUCGACUCCGUACACAAAGAGAUUCUAGCAAGGAUGACUCGGACUCCGCUAACGAUAAGGCCACCACUGCCCUGAUCCGACGCGUCCUGUGCCCCCAGACAAGCAGCCACGGAGCAUCUUCCCCACAGCCUCUGGAAGAGCUAUUACCUCCCCUCACGAGCUCCAAUGACGUUGAUCGUCAACUCUACGCCCUUCUCGCUAUAAUUAUAAAGGAAUUUGUUUACUCGUGGUAUUCGAAGAUUACCCCCGACCAGGCUCUUGUGAAUGAAGUUCUACAAGUAAUCGCGCAUUGCACGCGUGCACUCGAGCAGAGGCUGCGCCAAAUCGACGUUGCACAACUAGCCCUGGACGAGAUCCCUGGCCUGGUGGAAGCACAUGUACUCUCGUACAGACUUGCCAGGCAACAGUCACAUCUUUCUGGCCUACCGACGUCAUACCGUACGCUCUAUCAUGAGCUAAAUCCACACCCCGGUCUUUCUCCAGUACCUGAUCCAAGAGAUCCAGAUACGAUCGCCGAGCAGGUAGAGAACGAAGCGGUCUAUCGACGACUACUCGCCAACGGUAUCCUAGCAGUUCUUCUUCCAACGGAAGAUCUUGAAAAUAGCAGUCUCCGAGCGCUGGUGGUUGACGUUAUAGCAGAUCUGAUACUGGGGAACCAAGUCAGUGGCAGGGCAUGCGAAGGAUGGUUCAUUUGGGAAACUAUGGGCAAACUCGCCGCUCAAGUGGGACGUCGUCAAACCCAAGAUGACACAAAAUCCACCCCGGACACUCAAAUCAACCGAUUAGAGAAGUUUGGCUUAGUUUCAACCGAUGAUGAGCUCCCAGACCAGCCAUCAACGUCGUUCUCGGCCACUGCUUGGAUAUGGAACCUUCUGCAGAUGAUUUAUCUUGGUUACGUCGUCUUGCGUUUCAUUGCGAUGGGUUUAUUUCGUGUCGCAUCGAGCCCAGGCCCUUCUCACAACCUCAGUGUUUCACCUGCCUUAUCCAUCAAUCAGAAAAGAGAUGGGAUGGCGUCCGAGGGCAUCACAAGUAGGCGCCCGGUUCUCGACUACCAAAUGUAUUCCAUGGUUUCGCAGAUACUGGGAAUCUCAUGGAAAAUGCCAUGGCUGAGUGGCUUGCUCGCUCUAUUCCAACACCUUAUUUUGGCUGGCCCAGGCAGGGUCGGUGCUACGGACGGAAUCUUUGAUAGAUUCCUCCGGGAGACCAUUGAGGAGUACGUGCUGACCCCCACUUUGUUGCCCAACCUUCUUCUUGCAACGAGGACCGCCUUGUUCCCAGCCAAUACCCGUCCAAUAUCUCAGACAGCGGCCGGCCAUACUGAAGCUCCGGCCUCGGCUCUGCAGUCUGUGCAGACCCCGACACCCAUUCAGAAAGCCCUCGCGCCCUCGGCCUCAUCUAAUACUCCUAUUGUGGAAGGAGUCAGGGGCUCUAAUACCGAUAUCGUUGGUAAAACUGUUAAUCCGGGGAAUAGCAGGAACAGCGGCAAUACUGGAGGGGGUCAUGCCUCAACCAGUACCUCAGGCCAUCCAUCCUCAUUUUCUGCCAUUGCGGCCGAUGCCCCAACACCAAAGUUAAAUGACCCGGCCGAGCCGGCACAAGGGAACAGCCCAUCUAAGACGGAGAUCGCCGCUAUCAAGCGACGAUGUGCAGCUAGUCUUUUGGCUGUGGUCCCGCGCUCCGUCGUACGAACUUUCCUCGGUGUUCCUUCUUCGGCGCCUCCGCCGCCCUACAAUGGUGACGGUACCUGCAGCUCCAACAGUUCGACCUCUCUCGUCACAUCGUCCCCUCCCCCUUCCCCCAGUGUGCAUCAUGAAUCUUUCCAGCGGGGGAAUGCAAAUCUGGCGCCAUCGCAUUCACCUUUGCCUUCGAGUCCCUGUCCAGUUGCGUGUGGUCACCUUGCCGCUGAGCGGCUGCGCACAGACGAUGAUCCAUCUGCGGGGAUUGAUUGGGAGGAACUACAUCUCCUGGCUGUAAUCGAGCGUGAUUUUCUAGACCUCUUUGCAGAUGAGUACUGCAAUAAACAUCUAGUCUGGAGUAUUAUCGAGACAGUGUUGGCCAAGGUGCUCCCUGAAAUGGCUGAGCGCAGUGUGGAAGAUUUACUGGAAGACCGUGGGGUGGCGUCAGUGCCACCUGCAUUUGUAUAG
Messenger RNA from Penicillium hordei, 2271 nucleotides. RefSeq names its product PXA domain-containing protein. Gene Ontology annotation, biological process: endosome to lysosome transport; protein targeting to lysosome; early endosome to late endosome transport. The transcript is spliced from 3 exons. Gene Ontology annotation, molecular function: phosphatidylinositol binding. Lineage: Eukaryota; Fungi; Ascomycota; Eurotiomycetes; Eurotiales; Aspergillaceae. Gene Ontology annotation, cellular component: early endosome; extrinsic component of endosome membrane; late endosome. Bases 1 to 2271 code for a protein of 756 amino acids. The record is from RefSeq and is a predicted model, not a curated record.